GGUGAGCCUUUUUGGUUUGAAUUCACGGGAGAAAUGGUUUGUCACGAGAAAGUGUGUUGAAGCCUAGAGGGUAAAGCUUAAAUUUCUCAACUUCUUUUGAGAGAUUGCAAAUUUUGUGUUCAUCCUCUAAGUUUUUCAAUUAGGUAGCUGUUCUUCAUCAUUUAAGAAAUUGUUCAAACUUCUCCUACUAGAGAAGGGAAAAGGGGAGAAAACAGAGUGAGUGAGUGAGUGAGUGAGAGAGAGAGAGAGAGAGAGAGAGAGAGAGAGAGAGAGAGAGAGAGAGAGAGAGAGAGAUUUCUAUUUGUUUUCCCUUUAUUAAUUUCCUCGUUGUGUUUUUGAAAUGGAUCAUUCUGGGGAAGCCAGUAACCAGAAACCAGCAGUUGAAGUUGCCAAAGACAAGAAUGGGGUAGAACAAGUGCUGCUUCGGAACUCUCGAGGAGCUUCAGCAAGGGUUAGCUUGCAUGGAGGCCAAGUUCUGUCUUGGAAAACUGAAAAAGGUGAAGAAUUAUUGUUUACCAGUUCUAAGGCAAUUUUUAAGCCACCAAAAGCUGUGAGAGGAGGAAUUCCAAUUUGUUUUCCGCAGUUUGGGGCUCGUGGAAACCUUGAGGAGCACGGGUUUGCUCGUAACAAGAUUUGGAAAAUCGAUGAUAAUCCUCCUCCUCUUAACCGAGGUGAAAUCAAGGACAAAUCCUGCAUCGAUUUGCUUCUUAAACCUUCUGAAGAUGAUCUGAAAAUAUGGCCACAUAGUUUUGAAUUCAGACUGAAGGUCUGUUUGGCAGCAGAUGGGAAUCUCAUAUUAAUAUCACGAAUUCGGAAUAUCAAUUGCAAGCCUUUCAGUUUCUCAAUUGCAUUCCACACAUAUUUCUCCAUUUCUGAUAUCAGUGAAGUAAGAGUUGAGGGGCUUGAGGUUCUCGACUAUCUCGACAACUUACAUGAUAAACAACGUUUCACUGAGCAAGGAGAUGCCUUAACAUUUGAAUCAGAGAUUGAUCGAGUUUAUCUUAGUUCUUCAGAUCUCAUCGCGGUGCUUGAUCAUGAGCGAAAGCGCACUUUUGUUGUGAGAAAGGAAGGACUUCCAGAUGUUGUGGUGUGGAAUCCAUGGGAGAAGAAAGCAAAAUCGAUUGUUGAUCUGGGGGAUGAAGAUUACAAACAGAUGCUUUGUGUUGAUGGAGCUGCAAUUGAGAAACCUAUUACCUUGAAACCAGGUGAGGAAUGGACUGGCCGCUUAGAACUAUCCGUCAUCCCCUCAAGUUAAUGACAUGUAUGUUCCUCUAAAGAAGAAGGAUCGAACAUGGUCGGGAUUCAGAUAAAGCCAUUGAAGUUUAUAAAUGGGGUAUAUGGUAAGUAUUUUUGUGUUUUGUUCUAACCAAAUUGUUGUCAAGAGUAAAUAACUGAGAACAAUCAAGCUAGUUUGAUUUGAUGUUGAUAAUAGAUUCUCCUUUAAUGGAAGUGGAGAUGUUCUUUUAUUUCCCUCCCUUCAGCUAUAUAUUUUCAUUGUAUAUCAAUUCUUUAUAUCAAAUAUCAACUUGUUACUGUUA
Cucumis melo (muskmelon) is the source of this 1538-nucleotide messenger RNA. Its product is annotated as putative glucose-6-phosphate 1-epimerase. Lineage: Eukaryota; Viridiplantae; Streptophyta; Magnoliopsida; Cucurbitales; Cucurbitaceae. Bases 341 to 1255 code for a protein of 304 amino acids. Gene Ontology annotation, molecular function: carbohydrate binding; isomerase activity. Gene Ontology annotation, biological process: carbohydrate metabolic process. The record is from RefSeq and is a predicted model, not a curated record. The transcript is spliced from 8 exons.